Messenger RNA from Penicillium malachiteum, 4497 nucleotides. RefSeq lists its product as uncharacterized. Gene Ontology annotation, biological process: nucleoside metabolic process. Bases 1 to 4497 code for a protein of 1498 amino acids. Gene Ontology annotation, molecular function: protein binding; catalytic activity. The transcript is spliced from 2 exons. The record is from RefSeq and is a predicted model, not a curated record. Lineage: Eukaryota; Fungi; Ascomycota; Eurotiomycetes; Eurotiales; Aspergillaceae.
AUGGCCCAUCCUCCACAAGAUGCCUUUCAAAUCGGCUGGAUCUGUGCUCUUCCGAUCGAGGCUGCAGCAGCAGCCGAAAUGCUAGAUGAGCAUUUUGGUAUUCUCGAGGAGCAAGAUGCAGCGGACUCGAAUACCUACACGUUGGGACGAAUCGGCAAACAUUACGUCGUGAUCGCCUGCCUUCCUGGAGGCCAGUACGGAACCACCUCAGCGGCUACGGUCGCAACCAACAUGCUUCGCUCUUUCUCCAAGUCACUUCGAAUCGGACUGAUGGUCGGUAUUGGGGGUGGAAUCCCUUCCGCUGCUCAUGAUAUCCGCCUUGGCGAUAUCGUGAUUAGCUACCCCCAGGGCACUUGCGGCGGGGUAAUUCAAUAUGAUAUGGGCAAGAUUAUUGCAGAUGGCGAAUUUGAACGAACGGGCUCGUUAAACAGCCCGCCGAGGGCAAUAUUGACCGCGGUUGGCACGAUGAGAGCUGCCACGCUGAGGGAUGACCCCCGCUACCUGGAAUAUGUUCAAAGCGCAAUCGGAAGAACCACUCGGACUCGGAAGAAUUUUGGCCGGCCUACUGCACAGUCCGAUCGACUCUUUCAGGCGCAGCAUGAUCAUCCUGCCAGUGUAGGGAGCUGUGAUGGAUGUCUAGCUGAGUGGGAAGAGACCAGAGGUGAACGCGAGGACGAGGAUCCACAGCCCCAUUAUGGUAUCAUUGCUUCUGGGAAUAGGGUCAUCAAGCACGGACGGACAAGAGAGCAACUUCGUUUAGAGACUGGGGCUCUGUGCUUCGAGAUGGAGGCAGCUGGUUUGAUGUUGGACUUCCCCUGCGUUGUCAUCCGCGGUGUUUGUGAUUAUGCCGACUCGCACAAGAACAAGCAAUGGCAGGGAUAUGCUGCUCUAGCAGCCGCAGCAUAUACAAAAGAGCUGCUGUGCUACAUCCCUGUUGGCCGUGUUUCACAAGAGAGCUUGGUAGUAGAUAUAUGCAACGGGUUGAAGGCCGAAAUCAAAGGCACAAAUCGACGCCUGGAUCAAGCAUACAGUCAACAAGAAAAAUAUCAUCGUGAGAAGGUUGCAUUUACUUUAACAGAUCAGCAACACCGCUGCCACCAAAUAUUCAAGGUAUCAAGUUACGAGGAGCAAAAGAAUAUCAAUCCUAGAAAAGUGGAAGGGACCUGCCUGUGGGCUACACAGAGCCCUGAAUAUAUCCGUUGGUCAGAAAGCAACUGUAACGAUCUUCUCAUAGUGUCUGCUGACCCAGGCUGUGGAAAGUCUGUGCUCUCCCGAUCGAUAAUCGAAGGCUAUUUAGAAGGUUCUGCUCCAGGGGUAACCAUGUGUUACUUUUUUUUCAAGGACAACGACGAGCAGAAUCAUCUUGCUACAGCACUCUGCUCAGUACUCCAUCAGCUUUUUGGCCAGCGGCCUCAGCUCUUGCGUCAUGCCAUACCGUCAUGGGAAAAAAAUGGUGAAAAGCUGCGACAAGAGGUUGACGAACUAUGGCGAAUUUUUACAACCGCCGUAUUAUCAGAUGAAUCAUGCAAGACGAUUUGUCUACUCGAUGCGCUUGACGAGUGCCGUGAGAUUGAUCAGAAUCGACUUAUUGAGAAGCUACAGUCAUUUCAUCGUCUGCCACGUUCGCAGAGACAGGGUACCUGGUUGAAAUUCCUAGUCACUAGUCGCCCCUAUGAUGAUACCCAGAAUGGGUUCCAAAAAAUUACAGACUUUUUUCCACAUCUCCAUCUGAAAGGCGAGGAAGAAAACGCUCAAAUCCACCAAGAAAUUGAUCUUGUUGUAAAGAUGCGAGUGAAACAGCUCGCUGAAAGAGCGAAGUUAUCAAAGGCCACAGAGCAGCGACUCAGGCAGCAGCUUCUGCAAAUGGAGCACCGUACGUAUCUCUGGCUACAUUUAGCCAUUGACGAUAUUGAGUCUAUGUUCAAGUAUAGUAUUCGACCUACUGAGGAACAAAUACAGUUAAUACCCCAAUCAGUGGAUAAGGCAUACGAGAAGAUUCUUAGUCGAGUGCACCCGGGUCAAGUAGACACUGCGAGGAAGAUCUUACAAAUUAUCAUCGCAGCACGGCGCCCUUUAACGACAGCGGAAAUGGCCAUGGCGCUCGGUAUUGCCACUUCUCCACAAGCCCAAACUGCAGCCGAAGCUGGACUUGAAUCAUUUCAUAUCGACAAAAAGCUGCGUCGAUUAUGUGGUCUUUUUGUUUUCAUCAAGAACUCCAAGAUCUACUUGAUUCAUCAGACAGCAAGAGAAUUUCUUGUUAAAAGGAGUAGUUCUAACAGUUCCAACGGCUUAUACUCGUGGAACAUAACAGACACCGAGGAUCAAAUGGCUAUUAUCUGUUUACGAUACCUAUUGAUGGAAGAUCUGGAAUACAAUGAGGAUUCAAACUCUAACAUUCGGAGCUUCCUGGAGUAUUCAGCAGUACAUUGGCCGGACCACAAACGGAAGAUGAGUCUGACCCAAGACCAAGAAGCGACCGAUCAAGUUCAGCAAAUCUACGAUAUGAGUAGAAGGAUAUUUUCAUUGUGGUUCCCUAUCUUUUGGACAGCUCUCGAGAGUUAUAGGUCUCCACCUUCGAUGACUGCUUUACAUCUGGCGUCAUUUAACGGGCAUGAACGGGAGGUUGAGUUUCUACUGUCUCUCGAUGGGAAAGGUAUCAAUUCAACCGAUGGCACCGGAACCUACCCUAUCAUCUGGGCCUCACUGAAUGGUUAUGAGAAGGUCGUGGAGUUUCUGGUGGAGAAAGGAGCGCACGUCGACGCCCAAGGUGGAGAGUAUGGAAAUGCUCUCCAAGCUGCGUCUUUACAAGGGCACGAUAAGGUAGUGCAGCUCCUGCUGGAGGAGGGAGCUGAGGUCAACACCCAAGGUGGAGAGUAUGAAAAUGCUCUCCAAGCUGCGUCUUUACGAGGGCACGAUGAUGUAGUGCAGCUGCUGCUGGAGGAGGGAGCUGAGGUCAACACCCAAGGUGGAUACUAUGGAAAUGCUCUCCAAGCUGCGUCUUUGCAAGGACACGAUAGGAUUGUGCAGCUCCUGCUGGAGAAAGGAGCGCACGUCGACGCCCAAGGUGGAGAGUAUGGAAAUGCUCUCCAAGCUGCGUCUUUACAAGGGCACGAUAAGGUAGUGCAGCUCCUGCUGGAGGAGGGAGCUGAGGUCAACGCCCAAGGUGGAUACUAUGGAAAUGCUCUUCAAGCUGCGUCUUAUGGAGGGCACGAUGAGGUAGUGCAGCUCCUGCUGGAGGAGGGAGCUGAGGUCAACGCCCAAGGUGGAGAGUAUGGAAAUGCUCUCCAAGCUACGUCUUUGGAAGGACACGAUAAGAUUAUGCAGCUGCUGCUGGAGGAGGGAGCUGAGGUCAACGCCCAAGGUGGAGAGUAUGGAAAUGCUCUCCAAGCUGCGUCUUUGGAAGGACACGAUAGGAUUGUGCAGCUCCUGCUGGAGAAGGGAGCUGAGGUCAAUGCCCAAGGUGGAGAGUAUGAAAAUGCUCUCCAAGCUGCGUCUUUACGAGGGCACGAUGAUGUAGUGCAGCUGCUGCUGGAGGAGGGAGCUGAGGUCAACGCCCAAGGUGGAUACUAUGGAAAUGCUCUCCAAGCUGCGUCUUUGCAAGGACACGAUAGGAUUGUGCAGCUCCUGCUGGAGAAGGGAGCUGAGGUCAAUGCCCAAGGUGGAGAGUAUGAAAAUGCUCUCCAAGCUGCGUCUUUGGAAGGACACGAUAAGAUUAUGCAGCUGCUGCUGGAGGAGGGAGCUGAGGUCAACGCCCAAGGUGGAGAGUAUGGAAAUGCUCUCCAAGCUGCGUCUUUGGAAGGACACGAUAGGAUUGUGCAGCUCCUGCUGGAGAAGGGAGCUGAGGUCAAUGCCCAAGGUGGAGAGUAUGAAAAUGCUCUCCAAGCUGCGUCUUUACGAGGGCACGAUGAUGUAGUGCAGCUGCUGCUGGAGGAGGGAGCUGAGGUCAACGCCCAAGGUGGAUACUAUGGAAAUGCUCUCCAAGCUGCGUCUUUACGAGGGCACGAUGAUGUAGUGCAGCUGCUGCUGGAGGAGGGAGCUGAGGUCAACGCCCAAGGUGGAUACUAUGGAAAUGCUCUUCAAGCUGCGUCUUAUGGAGGGCACGAUGAGGUAGUGCAGCUGCUGCUGGAGGAGGGAGCUGAGGUCAACGCCCAAGGUGGAUACUAUGGAAAUGCUCUUCAAGCUGCGUCUUAUGGAGGGCACGAUAAGGUAGUGCAGCUGCUGCUGGAGGAGGGAGCUGAGGUCAACACCCAAGGUGGAUACUAUGGAAAUGCUCUUCAAGCUGCGUCUUAUGGAGGGCACGAUGAGGUAGUGCAGCUGCUGCUGGAGGAGGGAGCUGAGGUCAACGCCCAAGGUGGAGAGUAUGGAAAUGCUCUCCAAGCUGCUUCUUUGGCAGGAUACGAUAAGAUAGUGCAGCUCCUGCUGGAGGAGGGAGCUGAGGUCAACGCCCAAGGUGGAGAAGAUGGAAACAAUGUCCAAGCCGUGUCUUUGGUAGAAUAA